AUGUCGGGAUGGACGCCUAUUUUCGGAGUGGCACAAACUCCCCCCAAACGUGUAGUGGGGCCCCAAGGGUCAAAAUCGGUUAUCUGGGAGAGUCCUCAUUGGAUGAUUCGCACGACUAGCACCGAAGCAUCAACCACGACGGGGGGUGGUGACGAGGACGAGUUGUUUGAACAGGGCGACGUGACCUUUGUCCUCGUCUCCAGUGCUCUCGUGCUCCUCAUGAUCCCUGGAGUAGGAUUUUUCUAUUCCGGUCUCACCCGCGCGAUGAGUGCUUUGUCACUUAUUCUCAUCUCGUUUUGGUCAGUCGCCCUCGUCUCACUGCAGUGGUUUCUGAUUGGCUACUCCCUAACGUUCAGUGCUGGGGGGUCCGCGUUCAUCGGGAAUUUUGAUCACCUUUUUCUAUUCGGAGUGCACCCGGCCCCCGUUGCUCCGCAUUUGCCCGGCCAGCUCUUUGUCCUCUAUCAAGCCAUGUUUGCAGCCAUUACGCCAGCACUCAUUUUUGGAGCGGCUGCGGAGAGAUUCCGCUUCCUCCCAGCCACGAUCUUCAUCCCGCUUUGGACCACGCUGAUUUACGAUCCUCUCGCGUAUUGGGCCUGGAACCCACACGGUUGGGGCGCCGUUCUCGGAGGCCUUGACUUUGCUGGAGGGACGCCUGUUCACAUUUCCAGCGGGGCGGCUGCUCUUGCAUAUGCUCUCGUGCUUGGGAAACGCAACCAGAAGGGUCACCCCAUCCCGCAUAGCAUGAGCCAUGUCCUUCUGGGGACAACUCUGCUGUGGGUGGGUUGGUUUGGGUUCAAUGGAGGUUCGGCCCUGUCAGCUUCCAGCCAAGCGGUCGCAGCCACCCUGGCCACUCACCUGUCGGCCUGUGCGGGGGCCGUGACUGGGCUGCUGCUCAGCUAUUGUCGUACGCGCACCUACUCGGGACUUGGCCUUUGUUCAGGGGCCGUGGCAGGGCUCGUGGCGAUCACUCCAGCUGCAGGUUUUGUCAGCCCAGCCUCCAGUUUGCUGUUUGGUGUCGUUGGAGCGACGGUGUGUCACGUUGCGGUGCGGCUGGUGCAGAAAUUCUGCUGCGACGAUGCCCUGGAAGUCUUUGGGAAUCAUGGAGUGGGUGGGAUUGUGGGGAAUCUCAUGACGGGUGUGUUUGGCAGCCCACUAAUCUCCGGCCUUUUCCUCCAGCACUGGAAUUUGGAAAAGGUGGCAACCCAUAUGUCAGCAACGCCAACAAAUAUGAGCCUGGGCGACAGUUCGACUACGAGGCCCAAUUGCAACAAGCUCAUCACUGCGAGGGAGCGACCCAGCCCCGGAGUGUCAAGUUUACUGAAUCCUCCCAUCAUUUGUAGGCUGCUGGUGACGUUACAAAUAAUAAAAGUGACUCAGUAUGUGACUUGUAUUCCUUCAUUGAAUUUCAUGAAUGAAUGUGUCGAGAAUCUCGACUCGAGAUGUGAAACUAAAAUCCCAUAG
Messenger RNA from Folsomia candida, 1461 nucleotides. Its product is annotated as ammonium transporter 1. Gene Ontology annotation, molecular function: ammonium channel activity. Gene Ontology annotation, biological process: ammonium transmembrane transport. Gene Ontology annotation, cellular component: plasma membrane. The transcript has 6 exons. Bases 1 to 1461 code for a protein of 486 amino acids. Lineage: Eukaryota; Metazoa; Arthropoda; Collembola; Entomobryomorpha; Isotomidae. The record is from RefSeq and is a predicted model, not a curated record.